Messenger RNA from Drepanopeziza brunnea f. sp. 'multigermtubi' MB_m1, 1110 nucleotides. Lineage: Eukaryota; Fungi; Ascomycota; Leotiomycetes; Helotiales; Drepanopezizaceae. The record is from RefSeq and is a predicted model, not a curated record.
AUGUCGAAUAUCAAUCUCGAAACCCCAACUGCUCCCGGUACGCUGAUGAGCGAUCUUAUCGACGAGAGUGCAUCUGAGCAAAUGGCUCCCGCCGCUUCCGACAAGGUCCCCGAGGCCACGACCGCUCAUGUCGCCGAGGCUACUGCCAAGGUGAAGGCCGAACGCAAAGGCUCAGCCGAUAAGUCCAAGGCGACCCCAGCUGAGAAGAAAAAGGCAGCCCCGGUCAAGAAGUCAAAGGCGGCCCCGGUCAAAAAGGAGAAUGCUAACGGCGGCCCGGCCAAGAAGACAAAGGCAACCCCGGCCAAGAAGACAAAGGCGGCCCCGGCCAAGACGGAAAAUGUACAGCAGACGGGUGAGGAGUCAACUGGCGAGGAGGCAACCUCCGCUGAGGAGCCAACCACCCCCAAGGCAACUGCCCCGAAGAAGAAAGCCCCUAAGAAGAAGCCAGUCACACCUGGUGCUGACAAGGAUGUUGAGAUGGCUGCCCCGGCUACCAACGGCAUCACCAAAUCCGCCGUCAAGAAGCGUGCCGCUGCCAAGGUCGCCGAUGGUGAGACUCCGACAAAGAAGGCAAAGGCGACCCCAAAGCUUAAGGCCGGUGGCGUCAAGUUCCCCGAGUCUUGGGCUGAGUUCUCAGAGGAGGACAAGCUCAUUGUGAACAUGCGCAAGUCUGGCAAGUCAUGGACCGAGAUUGAGGCUGCUUGGACCGUUCUCACAGGCAGAAAGCCAGGAACUGAUACGACUCGCAAGCGUUUUGCCAAGUUGGAGCCCGUUGCUCAAGACUUCAAGAACGAGGAUCUUCCACUGAUCUGCAAGGUCAAGAAGGUUAUUGACUUGGAAAUCGAAGCCUCUAUUAAGAAGAUCACGGUUGAGGGCUGGGUCAAGAUUGCUAGUCAAGUCAAGCAAGCUGGCGGAGGUGAUUACAAGGGAACUGCCGUCGAGAGAAAGUUUGCCCACAUGAAGAAGACUGGUGUGGUCGAUGAUGAUGGAAACUACAUCCGCCCUGAGGUUGAGCAGAUGGAGAACAUGAACGUCGAUGAUGAUGCGACCGAGUCCAACGAUAGCGAUCUCACUGAUCCUGAGGACUCCGCCGAUGCUAUGGAGAAUUAG